Ciona intestinalis (vase tunicate) is the source of this 1085-nucleotide messenger RNA. The record is from RefSeq and is a predicted model, not a curated record. NCBI's taxonomy places the organism in Eukaryota, Metazoa, Chordata, Ascidiacea, Phlebobranchia, Cionidae.
AAUGUCUAGAUAAAUCAAAUUUGUUUGUUUAUAGUUUGCUUAAGACCAAGUUACAUUAAAUCAAGCAUAUGGCUGAUAAAGAACUUUUCUCUUCUGAUGAAACGAUGUUAAAAUCUUCUGAUGUUCCCUUUAUUCCUGAACCAUCAUCAGGUUACGACAUGGGUAUCAGCACUUUCUCACAGGUGAUUUUUCCCGACAUUCCUGACUUUUUUCCCCCUGAGAAAGAUGUGACAGUGUCGUACAUCCUUACUGAGAUUGAACCAACAUCCAGGGAUUGGGUCGGUUUGUUCAGGGUUGGUUGGGCCAGUCCACGUGAUUACACAACAUACGUGUGGUCGCCUAAACCUAGGUUGGAUGAAUCUGGAAAUUUGUCGCAAUGCAUAACCUUCAAAGCUUACCAGUUACCCAAGGACGACAGUGAGUUCUACCAGUUCUGUUAUGUAACACGUAACGGGUAUGUUCGUGGAGCGAGCACACCGUUCCAAUUCCGACUUUGUACGGAGAACGAUUGCUUGGUAGAAGUUGAAGAUGAAAGUGGGAUGAUCAUUUUGAAGACCAAGUCGGAUGCUCUUGAGGACCAGUUAUCCAAGGUCAAUCAAGAGAAGAAACUUCUUGAAGUUGAAAUGGAAAGUUUGAUUCAAUCAAAGGAAAACUUGGAGACGAGUUUGAAAAAAGUUUCCACUGAAUUGUCCUCUGCGGAAGAGAAAUACCGAAGUUGUGAUGACAAGAACAAGGAAUUGCAAGCUAGUUUGGGUGAAGCAACAGCAGAGCAAGUAAAACUGUUGCAACGUCUUGAAAAAGCUGAGAAAAGGAUUGAGAAAACUAAAUGUGAUCUUGCCACCGCUCAAACCACUAUAGACAAACUUCACCAAGACAUCAAGAGUUUGGAGGCUGAGGUGGCUGCUGCCAAACAAGAUCGAAUGUUGGAGAAAGUGAAUUAUGAGGAAGAGAUAAAGAUCCGUGAGUUGAUGAUGCAGGAGAAGAAUGUGGAGAUGAACGGACUACGGGAUGAGAUCAAAGUAAUUUAUUUAUUUGAACAUAAUUUUUUAAACCUCCAAUUUAACAUUUUACAAUUUGCAACUUAG